CGGGUGCCUAUCGCCGCUCUUCUGGCGCUGUCCCAGCCCUCUUCACCUACCCAGGGAAAACGUUUUCGGGAAGAAUAAAGAACUCUUACAGACCUGAACUUCAACAACUCGCCCACAGCUCACUCAGAGGCCUACUUCGCCGAAACGGUCUGACUAUGUGGAGAAAGAAAUCGGCGUUGGGCGAAUUCUUGGGGUGUCUUAUUCUGCUUGUCGUGGUCUGUGAUGCCCAUCGAUUCCUGACACAGAACACAGCGGCACAGUUCCUGUCACGGCGCCGUCGCGCAAACUCGCUCUUCGAGGAGAGCAAGAAAGGGAACCUGGAGAGAGAGUGCAUCGAGGAGCUGUGCAACAAAGAGGAGGCGCGCGAGAUCUUCGAGAACUACCCCGAGACUGAACACUUCUAUCCCAAAUAUGUUGCAUGUUUGGGAUCACACCGCGUGGGGAUCAACAACCCCGUUCCUGGUUCAGACGUGCCAUCUGACCUGCGCACAUGUGUGAAAGAGAUCAGUGAUCAGUGUGUCCCGCUGCCCUGUUAUAAGGAAGGCCAUGAGCGUUGCAUUGAUGGACAGGCCUCCUUCACCUGUGUGUGCAAACCGGGCUGGAAGGGCCAACGCUGUGAAGAGGAUAUUGAUGAGUGCACGGACCCAGAGUUCCCAGCCGGCUGUAACCAGAAGUGCUACAACUUCCCCGGGAGUUUCCGAUGCCUGUGUGAAGAUGGCUACUUCUCCAAUGACAAGAUCCACUGCACAGACAUCAAUGAGUGCCUGCUGUACCCCAGCAUCUGCGGGCCAGCGACCUGCCUCAACACCCCGGGCAUGUACGAGUGUCGCUGCCCCCUAGGCUACAAGUACAACUUCACCUCUCACGACUGCCAGGAUGUUGAUGAAUGUGUACAGGAUGUUUGUGAGGGAACAUGCCUGAACACUGUGGGCAGCUACACCUGUCACUGCGACGGGAGGCGGGGCCUAAAGCUGGCAGAAGACAGACGACUGUGUGAGCAAAUACCAGUGUGUGUUGAGCUCCAUGCCAGUAAGGAUGCAGAGAUGCUGUACCUGGGUGAGCAGUUUGCAGGCUUACCUGUGAUCUACCUGCGCUUCCGCCUGCCAGAGAACACAAAGUUUGCGGCAGAAUUUGACUUCCGCACGUUCGAUCCGGAGGGGGUGAUCCUGUACGCGGAGUCGUCCCAGGACUCCUGGUUCAUGCUGGGCCUGAGGGCUGGCCGGAUUGAGGUCCAGUUCAAGAACCAGCACUCUGUAAAGGUCACCAGCGGAGGAAAGGUCAUCAACGAUGGGGAGUGGCACGUGAUUUCGGUGGAUGAACUAGAGCGCAGUAUUAGCGUGAAGAUAAGUAAGGAAGCUGUGAUGAGUAUCAACAGCCCAGAGAGCCUCUUCACCUCUGUCAAUGGGAAGCUGGAGACCAAGGUGUACAUCGCUGGGCUGCCUAACCGUACCGACAGCGUCAUCAAACCGAUUAACCCUAGACUGGAUGGCUGCAUCCGAGGAUGGAACCUGAUGAACCAGGGGGCGUCUGGGGUUAAGGAGGUCAUUCAGGAGAAGGAGAGCAAGCACUGCUUUGUCCAAGUGGAGCCAGGGACUUACUUCCCUGGCACAGGUCUGGCCCAGUUCAACUUGAAUUACAGUGUAGGAGGCUCUUGGAAAAUAGACUUAAAGCUCAGCAUUCGCCCAUCCAGCAGCACAGGGGUCCUGUUCGCCCUUGUCAGCAACAACACUGUCCCCCUGACCGUUUCUGUGUUGACUCAAGGACCAGAUGAAGCAGACCUCCAGGUGUUCUUGGAGAAUGUUCCUGUGGCAACGUUGAAGUCAGUGAUGCUGUGUUAUCCGGACCGUUUGUCUCUGGAGCUGACCGUGUCUGAAUCCAAUCUGCGGCUCGCUGCAAACUCCUCCACUGUCUCGUACACCGAUUCAGACGUCCUGCGAGCCAGGCUGUCCGCCCUCAACACCACCAUGCAGAGCCCUGUCAGCACGUUCGUCGGGGGCGUCCCAGAUCUCCCUGUCACUGCCACGCCAGUCACUGCCUUCUACCAUGGCUGCAUCGAGAUCACUGUCAAUGACCAACGGCUAGACUUUGAUGAGGCCGUGAGUAAACACAGCAGAAUCAAGUCUCACUCCUGCCCCCCUGUGUCAGAAACGGGAGAUGGUCUUUUCACUAGGAAGUGAUGUUCAGGAAGUGACGUCACACCAAAAGUUCUGCGACAUGUGACAGAGAUUCAUCGUAUAUUCUUUUUCCUGAUGUGUAAAAUAUUGUAUAUCUUCCCAAUUGUAAAAAUAUCUGAGAUCGAGGAUUGACAUUUAAUGCAAUAUUGGUUUAUUCUCAUCAUUUUAGAUCCACAUUGUACGUUUCACACAGUAUGUAAAACGUCUUCUUCCCUUGUUCCUAUGUCUUAAUAUGUUCACUGUUCUAGGGAAGCUGUAAAACCUGGAACUAGAAAAAGAUUUUAGCAUUUUUAGCAUUGUUUCCAUUGUCAAGAAUUUGAUUUAUAUCUUAAAUCCCAUUACAGUACUUGCAAGGCUAAGGGUUUGGCAGUUAUGUUUCUCCUCACAAGGCUUCCAGAACUGCCAUGUUUUCAACAUAAUCCAUGCCAUCAUGCUUUGGGGUUAGAUCAACAGAACUCCAUAAACAAAGUUUAACCCCCACAGACAGCCACAAUGUCUAUAUUAGAAUCGCAAUAUAAGCAAUUUUGGGGUAGGUCCAUGAGGUAGCCAAGAGUACCCAUAGACAUAAAGGAAGUUGUAGGGGUUUUUGUGAACAUUCAGACACACUUUUCUGGACCAUACUUGCUCGAGACACCAAGUAGCUUUGCCUUUUCUUUUCCAAUAACACUUAUCAGGUCACCAGUGAUUUUACAGCCAUUCAAAUUCACGCUGGAUAGUAUAGGUUGUUUUGAUGUAAUAGUCUCCAAGUCUGUCACUUCAUGCCUUUGCAUCUGUAAGAAGGAAGACAAUGGGUACUAAAUUAGGCCAAUAAGGCAGCACGACCAAGGAGCAAGGAGGAAGUUGAGUCAGGCGAGGUCAAGGCAGGGGCAUGAGUAUGGUCAAAGUGAAGCGACAGACAUUGGUCAGAGCAGGACAAAGCCACAGCAGGGAGCAAGUUGCAUGGUGACAGCAGGCUACAGUGGAAUGUAAUUUUUUUAUAAAUCCAGAAAAAAUUGCCCAUCAGCGUGGAACCUUGUUAUGGAAUGAAAAACUUCACUGCACAAGGGGGUAGCUCCCUUUUUUUCUCUGCAUGUUGAAGGUGUGCAUUGCUGCCACAGACAGCAGG
This is a messenger RNA of Megalops cyprinoides (Indo-Pacific tarpon), 3279 nucleotides long. It is a transcript of the gene pros1, whose product is annotated as protein S. The transcript has 15 exons. Gene Ontology annotation, cellular component: extracellular region. NCBI's taxonomy places the organism in Eukaryota, Metazoa, Chordata, Actinopteri, Elopiformes, Megalopidae. Bases 156 to 2177 code for a protein of 673 amino acids. The record is from RefSeq and is a predicted model, not a curated record. Gene Ontology annotation, molecular function: calcium ion binding.